AUGGGUUCCAGAAUCCGGGUGCCAUUCACCAGGCGUGAAUGGGAUUUAAUGAAAGAGUAUUACAUGAGCAGUGAUGUUGAUAAACUUAAGGAGGCUGUUGCAAUGGCAGGCGAUAGUGUACAUGUUGCGGCUGAAAUGACAGAACUGCUUCUUAGAGCUAUUAUCUUAGACAGAGAAACUGAUCCUAGAGACUGGUUUGGCCUUGGCUAUCUUCGUAUCGUUUAUAGUACAGUUAUAAUUAGAGUUGUCAAUUAUGCGAGUGAAAUUGGGCAGUCGAAUAUGUCGUCUCCACGAACAGUUUUAAAUGCUGCUCGAGAGCUAGGAAUUCCGGAUUGGGUUGUAGAAGUCAGACAUGCAGCUGCUCAUAAGCUUUUUCCUUCUAUUCCCACAUUCCGAAAGGCCGCAGCGUUCUGUCACAACUGGCUCUGGAGUAGCUCAUCAGAAAUACACUGGGGUCGUCCCGUGGAGGAAGCAAUGAAUGCUGUAAUGAAAGAAGAGACUGUCACCCCUUGUGAGGAGGCGGUCGGGCUUAUUACAAAGUACAUAACUUACCGCAUGAAACAUCCCGACAAAAAGGUUAGUGAUCAAGAAAUUCGUUCCAGCGGCGUUGUUCACGAAGUGUAUAAUUUUAUUGUUGCAGAUGCAAGGGACAGAGGUGUGGUACAGGAUAGUUUAGUAAAAGAUAAAAUCGAGAAACGGCUUAUUAAUUCUUAG
Molecule: messenger RNA, 714 nt
Organism: Enterobius vermicularis (human pinworm)
Lineage: Eukaryota; Metazoa; Nematoda; Chromadorea; Rhabditida; Oxyuridae
Source: the annotation of a GenBank genome assembly